This is a messenger RNA of Chelmon rostratus (copperband butterflyfish), 1814 nucleotides long. Its product is annotated as nicotinate-nucleotide pyrophosphorylase [carboxylating]-like. The coding region runs from base 129 to 1013 and encodes 294 amino acids. Gene Ontology annotation, biological process: NAD+ biosynthetic process; quinolinate catabolic process. Lineage: Eukaryota; Metazoa; Chordata; Actinopteri; Chaetodontiformes; Chaetodontidae. The record is from RefSeq and is a predicted model, not a curated record. The transcript has 5 exons. Gene Ontology annotation, cellular component: cytoplasm. Gene Ontology annotation, molecular function: nicotinate-nucleotide diphosphorylase (carboxylating) activity.
UGUCCUUCACUCCCAGACGCUUGUCUCCCUCCGGCUCCUCCUGCUUCACCGGAUCUGUAUCUGAAACACAUGGAGUUCCACAGAAAACACUGAGAAACACAGUUGUUUCAGUGAGGCUGUAGCUCAGAAUGUCUCUGGCCUCACAUGCAGCAGCACACUCGAUCCCGCCUAGCACACUGACCCGGCUGGCACGAGAGUGGCUGGAAGAGGACGCGCCAAACUUUGACCCGGCAGGAGUGUGUGUCGGGUCACAGGAGGUCGAGGCCAGGUUGCUGUGUAAAACACCACACAGCGUCCUGGCAGGAAGCCCCUUCUUCACAGCAGUGUUCACUGAGGUCGGCUGCACCGUGGACUGGUUUUAUCAGGAGGGAGCUGACAUCGGUCCAGAUGCCAUCACGCUGACUGCCGUGGUGAGAGGCCCAGCAAGGUGCCUCCUCCUUGGCGAAAGGCCUGCUCUCAACUGUCUGGCGCGCGCCUCGGGGAUUGCCACCCGCUGUUCUCGGCUCCGGGCGAUGGCAACAGUGGGAGGCUGGCAUGGAGAGGUGGCUGGCACACGCAAAACCACCCCGGGCUUCCGUCUGGUGGAGAAGUAUGCCAUGCUGGUCGGCGGCGUGUCCAUGCACAGGCAGGACCUGAGUGGAAUGGUGAUGCUGAAGGACAAUCAUGUGUGGGCAUCAGGAAGUAUCACACAGGCUGUGAAAUGUGCCCGGUCAGUGUGUGGCUUCAGCAGUAAGAUUGAGGUGGAGUGUCGCUCUGCAGAGGAGGGCAGGGAGGCGGCUGGAGCAGGAGCAGACAUCGUUAUGCUGGACAACUUUCAACCUCAGGGGCUCCAUGCUGCAGCUCGAGCACUGAAGGAGGAGUUCCCAGCUACACUGAUAGAAGCCAGCGGAGGAGUGACUCCAGAGAACAUGGCUAUGUAUUUCUCCCCACAUGUGGACAUCAUUUCCCUGGGCUGUAUAACACAGGGCUGCCCAGUUGUGGACUUUUCUCUCAAGGUUCAAAAGCCUGUUUAGUCAAACCUCCAAGAAUAAUAGGAUGAUAGACACAUUACAGUGGCCUGCUGGUGCUAAGGACUGAGAAGUAAUUCACAUCCUGUUUGCUACUUUUCAAAUGAGAAAAUAAUCAAAGGAGAAUAGAAACUAGAGUGCACGUGCUCUUGUGGCAGGGCUGUAUGGGCCAAAUGGCAAAUUCACAUAGUUCUUUAAAAAAUAAAAUAAAUUCCAUUGUCAGCAUUGAACAGCAGUCACAAGUUGAAACUGAAGCAUCACAGACAUACAAAAUAGGAGCUUAUUAAGCCUAUGGCUCUGUGAGUGUCAGGGUCAAUUCACCCAAACAUUUGGAUGCUGUGAAAAUUCAAAUUUGUUUGCAAACAUAUCAGCAAAUAGCUGCCUGUGUAUACACACAUCCACCAGACACAACUCCACAUUAACAUUCAUGUGGAGUUGUGUUUCUCCAUUUCACUCUGUCUUUGGCUUUCUAACAACAACAGAAAUAUGUGGCUGUGUUGUAGGGAAAUGUUUCACUACGCUCAGUGAGACGGAACACUGACACUCUGAGAUGUGUUUAUUGAACGUGUUAAUCAGUGAGGUCACAGUUCAUGUUGGAGCGUGAGUGCACUGUAUAAAAUGAGAGUUGUUUCUGAUAAAAUGUCCACUCUACUGAGAGAGAUUUUAGAAACAACUUAUUAUAAGUAACACCGGGAUUCUCACAAAUUUCUCACAAGUUUCUCACUUGCUUAUGUUACUAGUAUAUUAGUGUAAAUCCUUCUUACUAUAAUGUUAGUAGAUGUUGGGUUCAUCAAAAUGUGUGCAGUU